Molecule: messenger RNA, 2882 nt
Organism: Lingula anatina
Lineage: Eukaryota; Metazoa; Brachiopoda; Lingulata; Lingulida; Lingulidae
Product: trimeric intracellular cation channel type 1B.1
Biological process (GO): potassium ion transmembrane transport
Cellular component (GO): membrane
Molecular function (GO): potassium channel activity; identical protein binding
Source: RefSeq, a predicted model, not a curated record
CGCGUGCGCUCUCUUUCUUUCGAUAUUUCCGGUCGAGGUGCAGGAUUUUCGCCGUCUCCUUUUGUGGAGUGUUCCCACAAAAUUUCAAAAUGGAUCCACAAACCUUCAUGAAUAUAGCGACGACGGUCUCUAAACUAAAAAUGUGGCCGUACUUUGACGUUUGUCACUAUAUUUUGAUGGCACUAGCGGUCCGUGAAGACUCGCCACAGACCGGAUCUCAAGCUUUUUCGCGGAAACAUCCCUUAUCAUGCUGGGUGUCGACCAUGUUGAUGUGCUUUGGAGGCAGCAUCCUUGCCAACCUGAUGUUGGGAGAGCCCUGUAUUGUAGCAUUCAAGAGACACGAUAUGGUCUUAACAGCAACAGUAGUGUGGUACUUGAUCAACUACUCACCUAUGGAUAUCUGCUACAAAACUAUGAGAUUAUUGCCCCUCCGUGUAGUUGCAUUCCUUGCUGUUGAAAUUCGGAGGGCCAAACAAGUUCAUGACGGAGUUGCCAUCACUGCAAAGCUUCAUCCAAAUGCUUACCUUUUAAUGAUUAUAAUCGCUGUGUCACGAGGAAGUGGUUCUUAUGUCAUCAAAAACUUUGAACGCCUCGUGAGAGGUUUGUGGAUCCCUACCACUAACGAGCUCCUUCAGCCAUCGUUCACUACAAAGGCUUGUAUUGCGGCAGCCCUCAUCUUUGUGUUGGAGCGUAUGAACUACCUAACAGCACCCCACGCUGUUAUCCACUUCGGCAUUGUGAUCUUCUUCAUCUACUUCCGUCUGUCCUCUCUCCUCUUGGGUAUCCAUGAUCCAUUCCUUCCAUUUGAGAACUUGUUCUGUGCAGUGUUCAUGGGAGGGAUGUGGGAUGCUCUGAGGAGGGUGAAGGAGGAGGUGAAGGAAAACGGGACAACUAAGGACAGCAAGCAGGAUGUUGUCAAGGGCAAGGAUGAGAAGAAGAAGGACUGAGAUUUGUUACCAUGGACAUGUAUGCUGAGAGAAAUACUCCCAAAACCAAUGGAUGCUUCCACACCAACCCUACACAGCUGACAACCUGAGUGGGAAUGACUGCUGUAGUAAAAGUUGUCUUACAUUGUGUUGUAAUAGUUUGAAGAAUACAAUGUGUAGUGGUGUUUGUAAGUCAUAACCCCGUCUCAUGUUUUGUUGUAACUAAAGUUCAGGUGUAAGUCAGCUGCAGAAGCAGUUCCCAGUUAGGUGAAGAUCAGUUAAAAGUGGUGCAGAACAGCAGGAAGGAGAGCAUACAUAUGUGAAGCAUAAUUAAAGAAGGUUGAACACUCAUCUUCAGGAGUUGGGUGCUGUAACAUGUCUUUAAGAGAGAAUUGACCUUAAUUUAACAAUUUUGUGGAUUUUUUAAAAAAAAAUAAUUGUUCUUAUAUCCUCAUAUUUUAUUCAGGUCAAAAUCAGACUUCUUUCGUGAAAAUGUUCUGUUUUUGGAUGUAUCAUUAUCCAAACAGUAAGACACACUUUGUGUAGAUGGUGCUUUAGUUAUAACUUGAAAAUAAACAAUUUAAUGUAGUCUAUAGAAAAGUCAUAAUUGAUUUGGAAAUCAAGGGUAAGUAAGCUUAGUGACUAGUGGACCUUACCAUUUUGCUGCUAUAGGUCCUGAUGAGAGUUAACAUGCUGCCUUGUAGACUAACCUUUGAUACUGAAGUUAUGUGAUUGUGUAAUCUAAAGCUUGUAAAUUGCACAUGUACAAUGUAACUCUUUGUUGAAUUUUUUUUAGAUUAAUUUAUAAAACAGUGAGCAAUUAAUGAGAUUUGUGCAAUAUACAUAUAAUUUGAUCUUUUUUCAAAUGUUGAAAGUCACAGACAUGUUGAAAAAUGGAGACUUAAUUAUUUUCCCUGCUUGUGUAUGGAACUUGAGUAGUUCAGUAGAAGCAGUAAAGAUUCAGUUCUUUCAGAUUGCAUUACACCAUCUGCAUAUCCUGGAUGACUUCUUGAUAUCCUGUAUAGAAUUUGGCUAGUAUGACAGGGUUAUGUAAAAUGUUGAUUAUGAAAGACCAAUAAGACAUUUCAUCACAAAUAUGGGGCUUCUUUUCUAGUUUUAAGUAACUAAAAACUGAAGAGUUAAAAUCAGUCUCUAAGUAGCAUGUUUUAAGCUUCACUACUAUAUGGCUGUACAAUGUGCCUGCCUAAGUUAUUUACUUAUAGCUUGCAUUACUACCUGUAACUGUAUGGUUCCUUUCUACUGUGAUACAAGUGAAUUCUAGCUACAAAGAAUUAGCUCUUUAAAGAAGUCUUUUUGUGUUGUUGUAGUAAAAGAGAAAUUUCGCCUAGAAGUGAUUGAAAAUAAGAUGAAGAACAUUUUAAGGUACAAUCGCUGCUAUCUCAUAAUUGUGCAAUCAAUUGACCAUUAAAUUUAACUAUCAUGAUUAAUACAUCUUAAUGUGGGAAAGGUAAAAACACUUAAUAUGAAGUAAAAUGUGAAUAGUUUGGGUUUUCUAUUUCACAAAAGUUAAGUUAGUUCCUUUUAAGUUGAGUAUUAGUUAAGUUAUCCAGUGACUUGUGCAUAUCUUUGAUAUUCCGAGUACUAAGUAAUGAAUUGAUCCCUUCAUGUUCUCACAUUGAAACAAGGGGCAUUUAUGUCUAAUUCAGUGGUGCUCUUUGAGUAUCACACUGGAAGGACCAGGUCAGGUCUGUUUGAUGUAGCUUGGUUUUAGUAAAGUUUUAUCCGUUUACUUGAUUAGCUCUGCUGUAAGGUAUUGCUAGUCCAAGUGUAUUCAUUUGUAAAUUAAGUGACUAGCAUUGAAUGUGGAAAAACAUGCAGAUCUGUAUGCAUAUGUUAGAACCAAGAAGUCAAUUCUAGCACUUGGUGUACCAGCUAAUCUACUAGGGUUGUUACUUGUGAAUAGUCUGGACAUAAAUAAAAUUAGAAAUCAUUUCA